UCAACUGGUUCAGUUCUUCUUAAAUAGUGUUGGGACAAGUGUACUUAUAUACUUAAUAUACAUACAUAUUUAAAAAAUAUAGUAUAAUAUACAUUCAUACAUUAGGUUUGAAAUAUCGGAAAACAGUUGUGUUUGAUUAUUGUUGCUGCACAUUAUUGCAAUAACGGGAGGUUCUGGAACGUUCGUUUAGAAGCUGCGAUCACUACUAAGAAAGUAUUGCGGUUAGCUUAUUGUGAGGCACUGAGUUCAACGCGCCACCAAAGUWGCAAAGGAAAGUUGAGUAACUAAUAAUGGCCACGAGUUGUGCUCAAACACUUGCUCCACAGAAUAACUCCAGUGAGSUGAACCGCUUCAUGGAGAAAUUAAUGAAGAAAUUACUUAGCUUCUACUACGAACAGUCUCUAAUCGAUGUGACAUUUAAAGUAUCAAACCCAACGGCUGUUGUACCCGCGCAUCGUUUGAUACUCGCAGCAGCGAGUCCYUACUUCGAGAACCUUUUCAAUGGCGAGCAAGGCAAUAAUCCCGUCAUCGAGAUAAAUGAUAUCGAUAGCGAUAUUUUUGAGCGUCUAAUAAUCUUUUGUUACACCGGAGAGGCCCUCAUUACCGUUAACAACGUCGGUGCCUGGUUAAAAGCGGCACUCAUUUUGCAAUUGGAUGAUGCCAUAAAUCGUUGUGUUGACUACAUCAUAACACAUAUCAAUGAAUAUACGUUGCAGGCUGCUAAUGUGCUUGAACGAGAAACGAAAUGUGAACGGCUUAAGCAAAAAAUAAUCGAAUAUGUAAUAAAGAAUUUCAUGGAGGUUAGUCGAUGCGUUGAGUUUCUGAGUUUUGAUGUAGAAAAAUUGCAACGAAUUCUGGAAUCUGACAAUUUGAAUAUAACUCUUGAGGAAGAUGCCUACGAUGCCAUAAAACGAUGGGUCAAUUACGAUGUUCCUGCACGUCAAGAGCAACUACCAAUUUUAAUACCUUGUCUCCGGCUUACUCAAAUCGAUGCGGACUUUCUGUGGACACACAUACAUCCGUUACCUGGUUGUGAACUGCUGACCCUACGGACGAUAACGUGGAUCAGAGAGUCUGCGGCACGAACAAGAAUAAAUAUGCGAUUCACAGAAGCACGUGCUACGUGUGAGAAAACAUUCCUGGCAGUUUGCUCAUUAGGGAAAAAUACACAGCUGCUACAAUAUAACAAAGCUGGGGAUAAGUGGGAGGAAAAUGCGAGUUUAGAAAUCGAUUACACAGAUUAUGAGGCGAGUUUAAAGGAUGAUAAUUUAAUAUUUAUUGGCGGUUGGAAAAGUGGUGCCACAUCCAACAUCGUCCGGAGCUGGAAUAUACGAAAUAAAACAUGGCAAAAUUUGUCCGCCAUGAACCAAGCAAGAGACUCACACUGUGCUGUCGAAUUAGAUGGUAAAAUCUACGCGAUUGGUGGUUUAGAAGGUGAAAAGGUUCUGUCGUCGGUGGAAAGAUAUACGCUAUACGCUGGUUGGGAGCCCGUGAGCAGCUUGAUCGUUGGAAGAUAUAGUGCCAGAGCAGUGACUUUAAAUAACAAAAUUUAUAUAGUGGGCGGUAAAAAUACUGCUGGACAUUUAAAACUCGUCGAAUGCUAUAAUCCGGAUUCGAAUACUUGGACWUCUUGCGCGGCUAUGACAGAAUGUUAUAUUCUUCCUAAUGUAAAAGUAUAUAAUGGUCAUAUAUAUGUUUUACACAAGUAUUAUGCUAACAGUGGACAAAUUGUUGAACGUUAUGAUCCUCAGCGAAACACCUGGUCUAAGAUUUGUUGUUUGGAUGCUGACUGGGCUCGUAUAGAAGGUACGUGGUUAGACAAUAAGCUAUACUGUUUUGGUCCCCCUACAUCUGAUGACAUAUCAAGUGUAUCGGUCUAUGACGAGGACAAUGACCGUUGGGUAAAAAAGUGUUCAUUACCCAAUGUAAAUGGUUAUCGCCGUUUUAUUGUGCCCGUGACCUUAGUGUUAAUGAAAUGAAUAAAUAAUAUUAUUAUAUAAUUU
Molecule: messenger RNA, 2003 nt
Organism: Bactrocera latifrons
Lineage: Eukaryota; Metazoa; Arthropoda; Insecta; Diptera; Tephritidae
Product: kelch-like protein 17
Exons: 9
Coding region: 291-1979 (562 amino acids)
Molecular function (GO): protein binding
Source: RefSeq, a predicted model, not a curated record